UCUGUACUGUCAGUGCAGAGCCCGAUGCAGGGCUCAAUCCCACAAACCUUGAGAUCAUGACCUGAGCCAGAAUCAAGAGUUGGACACUUAACCAACUGAGCCGCCCAGGCAUCCCUUGAAAGAAAAUGUCAUUCGGCUUCUUGUUCUCUCAUCAGCUAAUCAACCUGCCAGUUCAAGGAUCCUCCAUUGUAGCUCCUAGAAUAUUUUUCUCCACAUAUAUCUGUCAGUUUCUUCUCCCAGAUAGUGAGUACUUUUAAGUUAGCAUUUGGUUUAUUAGACAUCAUCCUCUGGCUCCCACACAGUGCAGGCACAUAGGAAGCACCUGAAACAGUUUGCUGAGUGACACCUUUGAGGAGGCUUCUCCAAGUCUGAGUCUUUGCAGUUGCUUUAUUUGCCUGGGUCAAAAAGAUGCAUGCCCAAAUAUAAACCAGGGUUAACUAUUCCAGGGGCACCAGGGAUCUUGGGUAGAAAACUUGAAGAGUCCAAAGAAAUGUUUCAAAAUAAUUCUUCAGCACUCAAAAAGAAGGGGAUCCCAAGUCUAAUUUUGUCUGAAUGUCUGCUGUUUCAAAGUCAAUAUGUAUUUUUAUUUUAUUAAUGCAAGUAUUUGAAUAGCUAAGUCAGUCACAGUGUGCAAAAAUAUAGUUGAAGGGUAUAUAAUUAAAAGUUUCCUCUCCACCCAGAGAACCUUACACCCACAGGGCACUGUCCUACAGAUUAUGACGGCAAUGCUCCAUCCUGAAUUGGUACCUCGACUGCUGGAUUCCCAAGCCUUCCUCUACCAGCUAUACAGUCUUCCUCCUCAGAGGCAACAAGUAUUACCAGAUUCUUGUAUUUCCUUCAAGAGACAGGCUAUAGGUACAAGUACAUGAGGUGAUAAAUGUAUAUACUGCAUUUUCCAAGAAUGCUUUUAGUGAGCAGAAUCAACAGAAAAAUCAACAUGAAGCAGGGCAAUGAGAAGACCUUGAACUAAAAAGCGUGAGGGGAAAACUGGUAUCCAGGAUCAAAAGCGAUCACUCAUCAGAAGAUGGAAAUAGAGCAGGAUUUUUUUCCACAUAAAAAUAAAAAGAAAAGGUGAAAUCAAAGACCCCUCUGCCCAUUAGGAUAGGCAUUUCCACGAGACUAAUGGGCAUUUGCCCAGAGAAUCAUGGGGGAACUUGCAAUUGUGGAAAAACUGAGAGAAAUUCUUAUGCCCCUCCUUUCUAGGAUAUUGUUUGUUAGAACGUGGGCAUGUUCUACUCUAUGGUGACACAUACCCUCUGCAGCAUUUGAUCAAUGGGCAUUUCCAGAGCCCUCUCAAAUUCAUUCAUAUUAUUUCAGUGUCACCUUCCAGGUCAAAGGAAUACGGUGCACAUAGGCUAAGGAUGGCAUAACAGGAUGAAGCAAGGGGGGGCCAUGCUUUCUGAAAAGCAAAACUCUAGUCAUUGCUACACCUUAGCUAAACCACCUUCCUCACCACAGUUGUUCUUGGCAGCUUAUUGAUGUGAAGUUGACCUGGGCUGGACUUAGGCCAGGGCAAGUCAACCAGUUAUUGCUUCUUUCAGGUAACAUCAAAAUUCUGCUUGGAAUCAGGGAAGAAGAGCAAGCUAGAGCAUGGGACUUGUCUGAUAAAUUCCCACACAAUCGCUGGAUCCCAACAAUAGAUAAGGAAAAUUGCCAAGGAUGCAGAAGGAAAUGAAGAUGAUCAAAGAUGAGGAUGUGCAUUUCAAUCUGGGUGUGAAGAGAGCCCCCUCCUUUCCCCACUGCCUGCAGCCAGUGGUUUCCCGAGGGAAGGCUCCCCAAAGACACCCCUUCCCAGAAGCUCUCCGGGGGCCUUUUUCCCAGUUUCGAUAUGAACCUCCUCCAGGACACCUAGAUGGAUUCCCCGGGGUCUUUGAAGGAGGAGGGUCUCGGAAACGGAAGAGCAUGCCCACCAAGAUGCCCUACAGCCACCCUGCGGAAGAGGCCCCUCUCGCCCUCCACUCCGAGGAGAGCAAAAACCACGGCCCUCCGAACCUCUCCCUGCUCUUUCCGCAGCCCCCGCGCCCCAAGUAUGACUCGCAAAUGAUCGACCUGUGCAACGUGGGCUUCCAGUUCUACCGCACCCUGGAACACUUGGGGGGCAAGCCGGUCAAGCAGGAGCCCGUGAAGCCCAGCGCCGUGUGGCCCCAGCCGACGCCCCCUCCGUUCCUGCCCGCGCCCUACCCCUACUACCCCAAGGUCCCCCCAGGCCUCAUGUUCCCCUUCUUCAUGCCCUCGGCCUCCCCCUUCCCCUUCAGCCGGCACACCUUCCUGCCCAAGCAGCCCCCGGAAGCGCUGCUGCCGCGCAAGGCCGAGCCUCAGGAGAGCGAGGAGGCCAAGCAGAAGGUGGAGCGGGUGGACGUGAACGUGCGCAUCGACGACAGUUACUACGUGGACGUGGGCGGGGCGCAGAAGCGCUGGCAGUGCCCCACCUGCGAGAAGUCCUACACCUCCAAGUACAACCUGGUGACCCACAUCCUGGGCCACAGCGGGAUCAAGCCGCACGCGUGCACCCGCUGCGGGAAGCUCUUCAAGCAGCUCAGCCACCUGCACACCCACAUGCUCACCCACCAGGGCACGCGGCCCCACAAGUGCCAGGUGUGCCACAAGGCCUUCACGCAGACCAGCCACCUGAAGCGCCACAUGAUGCAGCACAGCGAGGUGAAGCCGCACAACUGCCGCGUGUGCGGCCGGGGCUUUGCCUACCCCAGCGAGCUCAAGGCCCACGAGGCCAAGCACGCCAGCGGGCGCGAGAACAUCUGUGUGGAGUGCGGCCUCGACUUCCCCACCUUGGCCCAGCUCAAGAGGCACCUCACCACUCACCGGGGCCCCAUCCAGUACAGCUGCUCCGAGUGCGACAAGACCUUCCAGUACCCGAGCCAGCUGCAGAACCACAUGAUGAAGCACAAGGACAUCCGGCCCUACAUCUGCUCCGAGUGCGGCAUGGAGUUCGUGCAGCCCCACCACCUCAAGCAGCACUCCCUCACUCACAAGGGUGUGAAGGAACACAAAUGUGGGAUUUGCGGGCGGGAGUUCACUCUGUUGGCCAACAUGAAGAGACACGUGCUGAUUCAUACCAACAUCCGCGCCUACCAGUGUCACCUGUGCUACAAGAGUUUUGUGCAGAAACAGACCCUCAAGGCACACAUGAUCGUUCAUUCUGACGUGAAGCCUUUCAAAUGCAAGCUGUGUGGGAAGGAAUUCAACCGGAUGCACAACCUAAUGGGCCACAUGCACCUGCACUCCGACAGCAAACCCUUCAAGUGUCUCUACUGCCCAAGCAAAUUCACCCUAAAGGGGAACCUGACACGCCACAUGAAAGUCAAGCAUGGAGUCAUGGAGCGGGGCCUCCAUUCUCAAGGUUUUGGAAGGGGGCGAAUCGCCCUGGCGCAGACGGCAGGAGUGCUGAGGGGUCUGGAGCAGGAGGAGCCCUUUGACCUUUCCCAGAAGCGUGGAGUGAAGGGGCCAGCGUUCCAGUCAGAUGGGGAGAGUGCCCGGGGCAGCUCCUGCCAUGAGGAAGAGGAGGAGGACAAUAGCUAUGAAGUGGGUGGAGACAGCCCCGGCCUGGACCCCCAACCCAGGCAGCCCUGCACCCCCCACGAUCUCACCACCCAGCCCGAGCAGGCUCCCAGGGUGCUUGAGGACACCUGUGAGGAGGAAAAGGAGGACAAGCCAAACAGAGAGCACCAGGAGAGGAGCAAGGACAGCCUGGGGGCAGAGGGCAGCCUGGAGAGAGAAUCUGCCCACAAGGAAGAGUGUCUCCGUCUCAGGGCUCUGCAGAGUGCUCGGAGGGGCCCCUCCUUUUCUGAUUACCUGUACUUCAAGCACAGAGAUGAGAGUUUAAAGGAAUUACUGGAGAGGAAAAUGGAAAAACAAGCAGUGCUUUUAGGUAUCUAAGUGGACAGCUCUAAAAUUACAUUUGGAAAAUGAGAAUAGGCAGUUCAAAUAUAGCUUUCUGCACGAGCUGUCAUUUGCUGGAGACUGGCAAAUGGCGCAGAUCUUUACAAAUGGCCUGGACUAAACGAGCAGGGAUUGUCCUCACUAAUACAAAUGCUUCUCAGGUCAUUCCUUGGGCCCUUGAUUUUUAACGUGCAUGCGGGGGCUUCUUCAGUGCUAUUUCAUGCUUCUCCAGUAUAAUAAGCUGUACAUAUUCUAGAUACCUAAUUCUAAGCAGAUGCUGAGGUGCUUUUAGAAAUUGUUUUCCUUUGACUAAUACAUAAUACAUGGUAGAUUUCUUUUUAGUUGCAAAAAUAUGGUGCUUGACAUGUUACCUUAUUAAUGAUGAUUUAGUUGAAUGUGUGGAAGUUAUAAUAUUUUUCCAGAUAGAUGAAAAUAUUAGUAGUUGUAUAUAUAAAAAUCACCUUUAUUGAAUCAUCCACAAUGCCAAAAAUGACAAAGGAGGGUGAGGUAUUGAAGAGAAUAUUCUCAAGUAGUUUCCGCAUGUUUAAGAAAACAGGAAUAAUUUUAACUAAUGAAAACCCAGCAGAACUUAGAUCCUUGCCUGGGUCUGCCUUGUUCUGCAGCAGCUUCCGUCACCAGGUAUGGCUUGUGGCGCGCAUUUUCAGAUGGUCUCCAAAGUGGUCAGUGUGUCCCAGCUCACCCCUUGUGUCCUGAGCAGAGCCCCCUCCUGGAGACCUUGCUCUGAGGCCUCAUGCCCCACAAGGCAGCCGCAGGAAGCCUUAGGCGCAGUGGGUUUCUUCUCAGUGCCAGACCAGGGAUGUGGGGAGGAAUUCUUGAAAUCUGAUCACUGCUUAUUUAGAGUAUUAUGCUAACCAUCAGGUAGUUACUGGUAAGCAGAUUCUGGGCUGUGUUCUCAAAGCUGCCUGCAUAUCAGAAUCAUCUAGGGGAACCUUAAAAAAUAAUACCAAGGCUGAGCCUCAGCUGCUGAGAGUCUGAUUUCAUUGGUCUAGUGGAGCCCCAAUAUGGGUAUUUGUUUAAAAGUUUCCCCCAGAGGAUUCUUCUGUGCAGCCAGGGUUGAGAAAGAUGGACGAGGUUAAAAUGGUGGCUCCCAAGACUCCUCCCAGGGACUCCAUAAAUAUUUGUUUCUGCCUUCAGAUUCAUUAAAAUGUGGAGUAGGAGACCUUGAAAUCAUCCUGCUGAUUUAGGGCUUCUCACCUGUUCUGUAAGAGCCUCUUGACAUGAACACGCACACACACAUGCACACACACAACACACACACACGUACUCUUGUAUAAUCACACAAUUUUGUACUAGAAGAUGAUGCCUGUGAUGUUUAUGGUCACUUAAUAAGUCUAAAAAUACACAGCCCGCCUACAGUGACUAAUUAUUUCUUCCUAGAUGCUUGAAUCGUGAUUCUAGUCAGGGGUGAAGACUACCGUGGGUGGCUUGAGCCCAGCAGUAGGCUUUCCUUAGGCAUGGGUGCCGAAUAAAGCAGUGCCUACAGGAUGUCGCAUACCUGUGACUAGCCGUAAGCAGUAACCCUCUGGUACUGUGUCUGUGUUUAUGUAAAAACUGCCUCUUGGUUGGUAGUCUCAACUCUUAUUCGUAGAGGUAGGUACUGUUUAUUACUUUGCUUUCUCUUCUCCUAAAGUUCCCAGUACAUUUCUUUAGACCACCUGGCCCAUCUCUGACUGCUGGAUGUGGCUUUUUCUUUUGGCCAAGGUGCUUCCCCCUCAGCCGCAUCUACUUCGAAUCAUCCACCCGUGGGCUUUGUCAAUCUUGACACAUUUCUCCUGCUACCUUGCUUAAAGCUCUUUCUUUCAGCCUCACCACCAUGACAAAGUGCCAAAGCUGCCUGGGUUUCCUACUGCCACCCAUGCCCUGAGGUCAAGCACCUGCAAAGGGGAUGGUGAGUGGAAUAGUGUGGGUUUCUGUGGUGCAAGCACAGCUCUGUGCCAGGAAACUCUUCCAAGUCUUCAGAGGGGCAACUUGCCUUCCGUUCAUUUUGAAUAUCGCUCAUUAGUGCCUCUGAUGACAUCACUCACAAGGCUGGCAGCAUGGUCUGUGAGGCCUCCAGCUCUUGGGGUCCUGUUACGUGUUCAUUCUUUCAGUAGCCCUGUGUCAAAGACAUACUGUAAGGGCUGCAGACUUCCGGUUCAUUCUGGGUAUGGAACAGGAACAGGCUGGAACAGGAACCAGGAAAUCCAGAAUAGCAAACUCUAGUCUUUUCCAACCAAAUGAAUCAUGUGGGUAUGUUUGAGGAACAAGUUCAUGUUGAGAUGGAGAGAGCAUGGUCUAGAAUGGAGGUUUCCAAAUUGUGGAUCGAGGAGUCAGAGGUCCCUCUUGGGUCCCUCCAGAGCUGCCAGGGAAGAAGGAGAGACUCUCAGCCCUCAUUCCCACUUCACUCAAAGUGGUUCAAAUUUCAUUUGUUUUUCAUGUUAGCCUUCCAAGUAAAAUUUCAUUUUGAGGGAGAAAAAAAUAUCUAAGGAAAGUAAUUUAAAAAGUGUCAUGAAGUAUAUUAUAAAGCCUGUUUUUAGUUCUUAACUCUGGGUAUGAGAGACUUAAUUAGAUCUAGCCUGAGGGUAAAUAUACACUGACUCUGUGAGAAAUGUGGCCAAAAUCUUGGUAUUGUAUGUUGUUGAGUGACCAACAUCCUGGUUUACCUGGAACAACCCUGGUUUAUAGCUUUGUCCCAGAGUAAUUACUAAGAGUGUCACUUUAACUCUCAAAAGUAUCCCAGUUUGGGUGCCUGGGUGGCUCAGUUGGUUGAAUGUCUGAGUCGUGGUUUUGGCUCAGGUCAUGAUUUUGAGGUUCAUGAGACUGAGCCCUGAGUCAGGCUCCGCAUUGACUGUGCAGAGCCUGCUUAGGAUUCUCUCUCACUCUCUCUCUCUCUCUCUCAAUAAACAAGUACACUUAAAAACUAAACAGGAUCCUAAGGGUGUCUGAGUGGCUCAGUCAGUUAAGCAUUGAGCUCUUGAUUUUGGCUCAGGUUGUGAUCUCAUGGUUUGGGAGUUGGAGCCCGCAUCAGGCUCUGUGCUGACAGUGCCCAGUCUCCUUGGGUUUCUGUCUCCCUCUCUCUCUGACUUUCCCCCACUUGCUCUCUAGCUCUCUCUCAAAAUAAAUACAAAUAAAAUUUAAAAAAAAGUAUCCCAGUUUGGGUGACCAAUUAUAUGGACACCCUGUGCCUAAGUGCAGAGCUAAGGGAAGAGUUGGCCAAACUUGCCUGAUGAGCUAAUUAGCCAGAAUGCACACCUGAAGGAGAGCCCAUGGGGAUCAUCUAGAGAGAAUUAAGGAUAAAACCAUCCAAGGUUACCAGCACUCUAAGGGCCAGGACAGCAUGGCAUUCAUCUCCUUGUGACACUCUGAAAAUAGGUCACUACCAAAUGCUUUCCAGGCUUUUGACCAUUGUCACUCUGAAACAGCCAACUGACCAGCCAAGAGGCAUAUUUUUCUUUUAUCCUUUUUAUUCAGGCCUAUAAUUACCCCCCUCUGUUUGCCUUCUAAUUCCUCUUUCAUUCUUUCUUUUUAAAAAUUUGACUCCCUAUUGGCCAUGAGACUGAGGCUGACCUUCCAUAACCCCACAAGGGUAUCUGGUAUAUUUGUAUAUGAGUAGCUGCAUGAGAAAGCCCAAUGUGCAUACUGUAUUUAUUAAGCCCUAAAGGCGUUUAAUAAAAUAUUAACAUCGCGUUUUGAAUCAUGAUCUUUGUCUGCUUUGCUGGAACAAAAUGUAACAGAGCUAACAUUUAAAAUCCUUCACAUAUUUGGACAACAUUACACCAAAUGUUGAUUUUGUACAGAAUUCUGGCUUGCUAUUUAAAAACUAAAACUCCAAAUGUGUAGCAACCCAAGUUGUGAAUAUCGCUUUCUGCUUCAGUGAUAAAGCAGUUUACCUGAAAAUAGCAUGUAACCUAUGUUUUGUUAAUUUAAGCAAAAUAAAGACUUGUUGAAAAGGC
Molecule: messenger RNA, 7850 nt
Organism: Felis catus (domestic cat)
Lineage: Eukaryota; Metazoa; Chordata; Mammalia; Carnivora; Felidae
Gene: ZNF366
Product: zinc finger protein 366
Exons: 5
Coding region: 1660-3894 (744 amino acids)
Biological process (GO): regulation of transcription by RNA polymerase II
Cellular component (GO): chromosome
Molecular function (GO): chromatin insulator sequence binding
Source: RefSeq, a predicted model, not a curated record